AUGCGGUGCAAUAUCAGAAUACUACUUCUGGAAGCAAAAAUAGUGGGUCAACGUGCAUAUCGUUCUAUCUUUGGUGAGGAAAGAAAAAUCAAACUUGCAAGGCACAUACAGAAUUUCCGAGAGGUGUAUCCAGACUUCCAGCCUUCCUCUAUCCAUGGCAGACGAAAUUUGUUGCGGGAGGAACUGGAAAGAAAAGACAUGUUAGAGCGUCGUUUGCGAAUAGAUAUUCCUGAAUUCUAUGUUGGUUCCAUUGUUGCUGUUACUUAUUCGGAUAAAAAAUUGAUCGGAUUGAGGAAUCGAUUUUUGGGCAUAUGCAUUAAUCGCAGAUUGGAAGGUCUGAAGUCACAGUUUACACUGCGGAACGUCAUCGAAGGAAUAGGAGUGGAAGUUAUGUAUGAAAUGUACACACCAACAAUUACGAAAAUAGAAGUAAUCAAACUGGAAAAGCGUUUGGAUGAUGAUUUAAGCUAUUUAAUUGAUGCUUAUCCCGAAUAUAGUACAUUCGAUAUUCACAUGGAACCUACGUCUCAUGUUGUUGGAAUAGAAGAUGUGUGGAGUGAGCAAACUCCAUGGUAUAAAAAAAAAUUCAGAAGAACAAAAAUCACUAACCUCCGCAAAUAUGAUCUCAUAGCCGAUUAUCGUCAAAUAAUGACUGACAUUGAUGAGGAACUGCUAAUUGAGCAGGAAAUGCUCGAUUUUGAAAUCCAGAGACAACAAACCGGUGCAACUAAGAGGAAAAUACUGCGGUCUGCUGAACAACCAUAUAUCCAUGAUUUAUAA
Messenger RNA from Brugia malayi, 780 nucleotides. RefSeq lists its product as uncharacterized. Gene Ontology annotation, molecular function: structural constituent of ribosome. The transcript has 6 exons. Lineage: Eukaryota; Metazoa; Nematoda; Chromadorea; Rhabditida; Onchocercidae. Bases 1 to 780 code for a protein of 259 amino acids. Gene Ontology annotation, biological process: translation. Gene Ontology annotation, cellular component: ribosome; mitochondrial large ribosomal subunit. The record is from RefSeq and is a predicted model, not a curated record.